AUGGUCGAAAGUAGAAGGAAUUCGUUGGUCCGCGACAUUGCGUAUCAUCCGACCACAUCAGAAACUCAGUCCAUUACGGGCUUAUUGGAUGAUUCGUACCUAUUUGAUGAACUGAAAAAACUCUCUUUGGCAGUAGAAAGCUCUAAGGGCAUGCAAAUUGUCGGUGGCUCAGAGUCAAAUCGUUCCGAGGCCAACCAGCCUGAAGCUAUACCAUCGGUGAAUGGAAGCAAAACAGAUAAAUACUCGUAUUAUAAUACCUACUUGGACCAGUUAAACACUAAGAUAGAUGAGUACAAAGUCGUUCUGGACCAAACACGCCAGAUCAAUGAUCAAUUGAAUGGUUCCAUCGAGAAAUUUCAUGAUAUCUCACAGGAUACCAAAGUGUUUAUUGACGAAACGAAGACCAUUUACGAAAAGCAGUAUAAGCUGAGGAAUUUGACUGAGUCUAUCCCGAGGACUCUACAUUAUUUUGAGGUCCUGGAUCCUAUCAUGCGCCGUUUGAACCAUGCGAACUCUCCCGCCAUUGUCAAGAAAGGCUCCUUUGCGACGAUGCUGACCACAAUCGACGAAUCGUUGAAGUUUUUGGACGAAAACAGUGAAUUCAAAGACGCUGGGGCGUACAGAAUAAAGUUCAAGCAAUGCUUGAUCAGAGCUUGUGAAUUAAUAUCCCAUUUUCUACAUAAUCUGUUGAAACAGACAAACCAAGAAAUUCUAGAUAAAACGAAAAACAAGAAUUUGUUGACUGGGUUGCCUUCGAGUACAAGAGACGCCUUCUUGUAUAGUAAAUUCUCCACUAUAGCGGACACUUUCAAAACCCAGGUGUCAGAAAUUGUCAAGAGAAGCAAUGACAAGGCUUAUCACAAAUACCACGACGAAUUGAACUCCAUUCUUCAUGAGUGUUUCAACCACUACUUCCAAACACGCUUGAAAUUGUUAACUCCAGUGAUUUGGUCUCAUAUAGACGAUAUUAUCUUAAAAGAUAAGGAGCAAGACUUGGUUAGGUUUAUUCAAGACGGUAAGGCGUACUUCCAGCAGUUAUGCACGGAUGAGUAUAAGCUUUUCGUCGAGUUUUUCCCUGAAAGGGAAUGCCGCUUCAAGAUCAAUCAAUGGUUUUUACAAUUAUGCGAACCACUUUAUGAUUCGAUAAGAAUUAGGGUCUUAAAAGAGACAGAUAUCUCGAUGUUGUGUGACUCGGUAACUUUGUUUGCCCCAUACUAUGAAUUCGAGGAAGGUUCUGAGGAAUAUUUGAAGCAAUUCACCGAUAUUCAAUACGAUAAAUUGUUUGAACCAAUUGUCCAAAAGGUGCAGGCUAGAUUAAUCUUGAGAGUUCAAAUUUACGUUCAACAGAACAUUCUAAGCUAUAAGCCUACGAGGGAUGUUUUCAUGAUUUCAAAUAGAAGAAGAAAAUCGAAGAGCAGCUCAAAGGAGGACAAUAAGAAUAGUGCCACUGCUAAAGAUAGUUCGGAUCCCUUGUUAGAAUCUUAUUUGUCCUCUUUCAAAAAUAGAAAUACUCUUUCUAAUGAUGCAGAUGAAGAAUACACUGAUUCGGAAGACGCUAACGAUAGAAUUUCACAAUUACAAACAUACUAUCCACCCUUGUUGAAGACUUUGGCCCUUUUAUCUAAGAUUUAUGAAAUGAUCAAUUCCGUGGUAUUUGAUGAUCUAGCCCAUCAUAUAGUUCAUGAUUGUAUCAUAUCUUUGAGAAAUGCUUAUGAUAUGGUAAUCAGAUCGUCAGCAGGGAAAUCCGAUAUUAACAAUUUGGAUGUUUCACUGGCAUACCUGAAAAACUUAUUAAUGUUGCGUGACUCCAUACAGAACUUUAAUAUUCAAUAUACAGUCAAUGAAACUUACCUGGAUUUCUCAGGUGUGGAGGGGUUCUUCAAAUCACUGAAAGAAAAUGGUAGAAAUGUCUUGAAGAAGACAAAAUCAUCUUCGAUAUUGACUCUAGCAAGAGAACUGGUCCCAAAAGUUGUAAACAACAUGGUGGACGCACGUACGGAACUAAUCUCCGAAUUGAGAAAUGUCAUCAAGGAUUUCACCGAAAAUACUUCUUUGGAACUUAUUGACGACACCUUAGAUACCAAGAAUGAUGGACAAUUAUUGGCAAAGAACGUAAAACUCAGAGAAAAUAUAAAAGCGAGAUUACCAAGAAUAUGCGAACAAAUAUUGAACUAUAUUGACGAUCAAGAAAUAGUUGUUAACCUCUUAGAUGCUGUGCAGGAGUUAAUUACACAGUCUUAUUCCAAAUAUUUUGAACUUAUAACUGAAUUGGCGGAAAAUGGGAAAUUAGCUAAGGAUCAAGUCGCCGACGUUAUGUAUUUGGAUGUAUUUACAGAUUUCUUUGCCAAAGAGGUGGCGGAUCUCUUAAGAAAUGGUCGCAUAAGUACUGGAAAAAAGUAG
Messenger RNA from Saccharomyces kudriavzevii IFO 1802, 2400 nucleotides. RefSeq names its product Golgi transport complex subunit COG3 (gene COG3). The transcript has a single exon. Lineage: Eukaryota; Fungi; Ascomycota; Saccharomycetes; Saccharomycetales; Saccharomycetaceae. The record is from RefSeq and is a predicted model, not a curated record. Bases 1 to 2400 code for a protein of 799 amino acids. Gene Ontology annotation, biological process: cytoplasm to vacuole targeting by the Cvt pathway; intra-Golgi vesicle-mediated transport; Golgi organization. Gene Ontology annotation, cellular component: cis-Golgi network; membrane; COG complex.